Hyaloscypha bicolor E is the source of this 1174-nucleotide messenger RNA. Its product is annotated as polysaccharide lyase family 1 protein. Bases 1 to 1020 code for a protein of 339 amino acids. The transcript has 5 exons. Lineage: Eukaryota; Fungi; Ascomycota; Leotiomycetes; Helotiales; Hyaloscyphaceae. The record is from RefSeq and is a predicted model, not a curated record.
AUGAUACUCAGCACACGCUCUCUUUUAGCCUCUGCAGCAGCCGCCCUCUUCUCUAGAGCAAAUGCGCAAAAUGCAUUUGCUGGAGCUAUGGGAUUCGGUGUCAUUGCAACCGGAGGAAACAGCGGGACCACGUACCACGUCACAACACUCGCAGAUUCUGGCACUGGCUCUUUUCGAGAUGCUGUGAGCAGCUCUAACCGUAACAUAGUUUUCGAUGUCAGCGGCUACAUUGUUUUGAAAUCUGCUGUGUCCCUAUCUUCCUCCAUCACUAUCAAUGGACAGACCGCUCCUUCUCCUGGGAUUAGUAUCAUGGCCGGAGAAGUCUCUGCAAGUGACAAGAGCAACAUCAUCAUCCGCAAUACUGACACUGGGAAAAGCGCCUUCAACAUGGGCGGUGCCACGAAUGUCAUUCUGGACCAUUGUUCUGUUGCAUAUGGGCAAUGGGAUUCCAUCGAUGGCGUAGGUGUUACCAACAUUACGAUUUCCAACUCCAUCAUCGCCUUCCCCAUCGGCCAACAGUUCGAUGCACACAUCGAGGGCAACCAGGCCACCUACUACGGCAAUCUCUGGGUGAGCGGGCACAACCGCCAACCGCUCUCCAAGGCCAACUCGCAGUACAUCAACAACAUAGUCCAUGAUAUCAUCAACAAUUAUUUCAUUGCCGGGCCCAGCACAACCAGCGUCAGCAACUACUACUACCAAGUGAACGCAGGCCAGAGCGUGUAUGCGAAAGGCAACUACGCGGAUACCAGCAAGGACGGCGUCUUUAACGGCGCGCCGGAGAACAAGGUCGGGAGCGCCGUUGUGCUGGCCGCGCCUUGGGCGAGCGAUUCCGCCGCCAUGGCUUCACGCUCCGCUGCUGAUGCGUAUACAUACGUUCUCGCUAAUGCAGGCGCGUCGCCACGGGACGAGGUUGAUGCGUUCGCCGUCAGCACUGUGCAGACCUUGGGCACGUCGGGGAUUAUCUAUACCAAUCAGGCGAGUACUGGACUAAGUAAUGGUGGGUACGGUACGCUUUGAGGAGAUGGUGCUGUGGGAUGAUUCGGGGUGAAAGCUGCGGAGUUGAGGUAUUUUACGUCUUGAAAUACAGCCGUAUUCGUAGGCUAUUAGCGAGCUAUAGUAUAGUAAGUAGUCGACAAGACUCCUAAGCGAAAAUUGAAAAAUUAAAAGUCGU